CUGCAUCAACCCGGUAUACAGCAGCAGCAGCAGGCUGGGCUUAGGGAUCUAUUGUUCCCUGUUUUAUUACUGCCAGACCCUGUUCUCGCUCAUUAAGGAUCCAACAGAGAAAGAGAAAGAGAACGGACGAGGAGAACGCCUUUGCCUGGGAUUACUUCUUCUUGAACGAACUGGUGUGGACAAAGCAGAAGCAGAAAACACACACACUUCAGUCUAGCCCCCUACCUCGGGCCAGGCUUGUUUUUCCCCCCCUUGACUGCAUUGGGAGCUACAGUACUUGCCGUGCGGUGGCCAUGGGGCUGGCCAGCAGAGCUGUGGGGACGCUGGGGGUCUCGAGAGAGGCACAGCUCCCCUCUCUCUGGAGGAUAGCGCUGCUUUUCCUCUCCAUCUGGGAGAUGGAUGCACAAACCGCAGUGGAAACUAAACCCCUGUACAUCUGGCAAACAGGUCCGUGGGGUCGUUGCAUGGGCAGUGAGUGUGGACCCGGCGGCAGCCAGAGCAGGGCGGUAUGGUGUGCCCACUCUGAAGGCUGGACCACCCUGCACACCAACUGCGACCAGACAGAACGGCCUGACAACCAGCAGAGCUGCUUCCGAAUGUGCGACUGGCACAAAGAUCUAUACGACUGGCAGCUCGGUGCCUGGAACCAGUGUGUCCCGGUGUCGAUGCGCAGUGCUGGGGUGCAGCGCCCUGCUGUGUGUACCCGGGGAGAGGAGGGCAUCCAGACCCGUGAGGUUGGCUGUGUCCAGAAAGUGGAUGGUGAGCCGGCAGAAGACGCAAUCUGCGAAUACUUUGAGCCUAAACCACGCCUAGAGCAGGCCUGUCUUAUUCCCUGUCCACGGGACUGUGUGGUAUCUGAGUUCAGCCUGUGGACUUACUGCUCUAAAACCUGUGGAAUGGGCCUACAGAACCGGAUCCGCUUCGUUCUGGCUCCGCCACUGUUUGGUGGGGCAGCCUGCCCAAACUUGACUGAAUUUCAGACAUGCCAGCCAGGGCCCUGUGAGGGAGAGGAGAGCCUUUACAGCCUUAGGGUGGGACCAUGGGGGCCUUGCUCUGUCCCAAUGCCAAGGCAAGCCAGACAAGCGGACAAACCACCCAGAGAUAGUGACGAACUAUCCAAGGAAACUGAUAAACUUUCCAAAGAGGGUGACAAACAGUCCAGAGAGGGCAGCAAACUGUCCAGUGAGGGUGACAAACAGCACAAAGAGGGAGACAAAAGGUCCAAAGAGGGUGAUAAACUGUCCAGAGAUGGACACAAACCAUCCAGACCCAACAGAAAAUUGGGAAGGGCAAACAGGAAACCAGAUAGGCCAUCCCGACAGGCGGAUAGGCCCAAACGACAGAAAAAGGCAAAAAACAAAGAGAAGAAAGAGAAAAUGAGAGAGAAAGUCCGGGAGAGGUUAAGGGAGAGGGGUAAGGUGAAGGACCCUGAGACCAGAGAACUCAUCAAGAAGAAGAGGAACAGAAACCGUCAGAACCGGCCAGGUGGAAAGUUCUGGGACCUGCAGGUCGGCUACCAGACCAGAGAAGUGACCUGUGUGCAUAAGAGUGGAAAUGUUGAAGCGCUCAGCCUAUGCUCUCAGGAGUCGUUGCCGGUGACUUUCCAGGCCUGUGUCAUGACCAAAGACUGUGAUGUGUCUGAAUGGUCUGAAUGGUCAGCUUGCUCCAAGGAGUGCUACGACCCCAACGGGCCCAAAGGGGAGCGCACUCAGACCAGAAAAGUGAGCCAGUUCCCAAUCGAUGGAGGAGCAGAUUGUCCAGAGCUGGAGGAGAAGGAGCCCUGCAGCCCCCAGGGAGACGGAGUGCCACCCUGCAUUGUCUACAGCUGGAGGACUACAGAGUGGACAGAGUGCAGGGUGGACGUGCUGCUGAGCCAACAGGACCGCCGGCGUGCAAACCAGACAGGGUUGUGUGGAGGAGGGAUCCAGACUCGAGAGAUCUACUGUGUCCAGACCAGCAUGGAUACACCACCCAACCUCAGCUCACUCUGGAGCAAAGAAGCAUUGCGACCAAUGGACAGUGAUCUGUGUCUGGGUAUCCCCCCGAACACCACCCAGCUCUGCCAUAUCAGCUGUCCUGUUGAAUGUGAGGUGUCUUCUUGGAGUGCCUGGGGACCCUGCACCUAUGAAAACUGCCAGGACCAGGCAGCCAAAAAAGGCUUCAAACUGAGGAAGAGGAAGAUCGUCAAUGAGCCGACUGGCGGGACGGGCAACUGCCCCCACCUGGUGGAGGCGAUACCAUGUGAAGACCCCAGCUGCUACGACUGGCUGGUGGUUAAACUGGAGGAGUGCAUCCCUGAUAAUGAGAAGGAAUGUGGACCUGGAACCCAGAUCCCACAAGUGCAGUGUGUCAACAGUGAUGGUGAAUAUGUGGAGAGGCAGCUCUGCCGUGAUGCCAUCCUGCCCAUGCCAGCCAUUUGUGAGGUGCCUUGCCCAAAGGACUGUGCUCUGAGCCCCUGGACCCCCUGGUCUCUGUGUUCCCACACCUGCUCUGGAAAAAACACGGAGGGCAAGCAGACCAGAGCUCGCUCCAUCCUUGCCUAUAACGCAGGAGAAGGUGGAAUCCAAUGCCCCAACAACAGUGCUCUGCAGGAGGGGAAGAACUGCAACGACCACCCCUGCACUGUGUACCACUGGCAGACUGGCCCGUGGGGGCAGUGCAUAGAAGACUCCUCCAAUCUAGCCACCAACACAUCUGCAGGCCGAACACGCGGCGACGAUGCCUCCUGCUCAGUGGGGAUGCAGACCCGCAAGGUCAUCUGUGUCCGGGUGAAUGUGGGCCAGGUUCCUCCGAAAAAGUGUCCGGAGAGUCUGCGCCCAGACACCGUCAGGCCCUGCCUGCUGCCGUGCAAGAGAGACUGUAUCAUCACCCCGUACAGUGACUGGAGCCCCUGCCCAUCAACAUGUCAAGCAGGUGGUAACACCAAGAAGAAGCAGUACAGGAAACGUAUUAUGAUCCAGAUACCAGCCAAUGGGGGACAGGACUGUCCUGAAGUUCUGACCCAGGAGAGAGAGUGUGAUGCUCCAUCUGUCUGUCGAGGAUACAGAUGGAAAACCCAUAAGUGGCGAAGAUGCCAGCUGGUUCCAUGGUCAGUACGUCAGGACAGUCCUGGAGCUCAGGAGACCUGUGGGCCCGGACUGCAGGUUCGGGCUGUUUCGUGCCGGAAGCAGGACGGUGGGCAGGCAGACGUUGAAGCUUGUCUUAAGUUUGCCAGCUCCAUGCCGCCUCUCACACACCCCUGCCAGCUGCCCUGCCAGGAAGACUGUCAACUCAGCAGCUGGUCCAAGUUCUCCUCCUGCACAGCCGAUUGCGUGGGUGUCAGGACCCGCAAGAGGAUGCUGGUCGGGAAGAGCAAAAAGCAUGACCAGUGUAAAAACAACCAGAUGUACCCCCAGAGCGAGACCCAGUACUGCCCAUGUAACAAAUACAACGCCCAGCCUGUGGGCAACUGGUCAGACUGUGUCCUACCUGAAGGGGGCCGCAUGGAAGGUCAACUGGGCAUGAAAGUCCAAGGUGACAUCAAGGAGUGUGGCCAAGGAUAUCGUUACCAGGCCAUGGUGUGCUACGACCAGGACAACCGCAUAGUGGAGACCUCUCGCUGCAACAGCCACGGGUACAUCGAGGAGGCUUGCAUCAUCCCAUGUCCAUCUGACUGCAAACUGAGCGAGUGGUCAAACUGGUCACGCUGCAGCAAGUCCUGCGGCAGUGGGGUCAAAGUUCGCUCAAAGUGGCUCAGAGAAAAGCCCUACAAUGGUGGAAGACCGUGCCCUAAACUGGACCAUGUCAACCAGGCUCAGGUGUAUGAAGUGGUGCCGUGCCUUAGUGACUGUGGGCAGUAUGUCUGGGUGGCAGAGCCCUGGAGUGUGUGGAAGGUCAGCAAUGUUGACCUGAAGGACAACUGUGGUGAAGGUGUUCAGACCAGGAAAGUCAGAUGUAUGCUGAACACUAUAGAUGGGCCCUCUGAGCAGGCGGAGGACUACCUGUGUGAUCCAGAGGAGAUGCCUCUGGGGGCCCGCAACAGCCGGUUGCCCUGCCCAGAGGACUGUGUGUUGUCAGACUGGGAAGCCUGGAAACCAUGUCCACUGCCAUGCAGUGGGAACAGUUCUCGAGAGAGGAGCGCUUACCCGCUCCGACAGCCUGGAGAGGAGAAGGAGUGUCCUCCGACUCAAGAGACAGAGCUCUGCAAACUCAACAGCAACUGCUUCCACUACUCCUACAACAUCACUGAUUGGAGUACCUGCCAGCUCAGUGAGAGAGCAGUGUGUGGAAACGGCAUCAAAACCCGCAUGCUGGACUGUGUGCGCAGCGACGGCAAAUCUGUAGACCUCAAGUUCUGUAAAGAGCUGGGCCUGGAGAGGAAAUGGCAGAUGAACUCUUCCUGUAUUGUGGAAUGUCCCGUCAACUGCCAGCUUUCCGAAUGGUCACCAUGGUCUGAGUGCACCCAUGCCUGUGGGCUGGCAGGCAAGCUGUGGAGGAGGCGGACAGUGAUCCAGGCUCCCCAGGGUGACGGCAGGCCUUGUGCGUCCCAGAUGGAGCAGUGGAAGCCCUGUCUGGUGAAGCCCUGUUACAGCUGGAGAUACAGCUUCUGGUCCGAAUGCAAGUCUGAGGGGGCGAGGUGUGGAGAAGGACUGCGCUUCAGGAACGUGUCGUGCUUUGUGUCGGACGGUUCAGGUCAGCAGGAGAGCAGCCUGGUGGAUGAUGAGCUGUGUGGAGAUCUGGAGCCCUCGGUGGACGGAGAUGCCCACAUUGUCCUGCAGGAGCCCUGCACUGUACCCUGUCCAGGAGAGUGCUACCUGACGGACUGGACUGUUUGGAGCCCGUGCCAGCUAAGCUGCGUGAGCGGGGAUGACCUGGGUUUCGGCUCAGUCCAGGUCCGAUCUCGAGCCGUGGUGGCCCAGGAUCCAGAGAACCUGCUGCAUUGUCCAGAACAGGAGCUGGAGGCUCGGCCGUGUACAGAGGGUCAGUGUUUUGAAUACAAGUGGAAGACUGGACCAUGGAGGGGUUCAUCUCGCCAAGUCUGGUGUCAGCGCUCAGAUGGACUAAAUGUCACAGCAGGUGGAUGCCCAGUGACAGCUAAGCCGAUGGCUGACCGAUCCUGUGACCCCCCCUGCACCAAGCCUCGCUCCCUGUGCACAGAGACAGGAGUGUGUGGCUGUGAGGAUGGCUACACUGAGGUGAUGACGUCUGACGACCUGCUGGACCAGUGUACAGUCAUCCCAGUGCUGGAGAUCCCCACUGCAGGUGACAACAAGGCCGACGUCAAGACCAUCCGAGGCUUCAACCCCACUCAGCCUGCAGCCAGCUCACCGGGCAGGGCUGGACGCACCUGGUUCCUGCAGCCCUUCGGCCCAGAUGGGAAGCUGAAGACCUGGGUGUAUGGAGUAGCAGCAGGAGCGUUUGUUCUGCUCGUCUUCAUAAUCUCCAUGACAUACUUAGCAUGCAAAAAGCCAAAGAAGCCACAGCGACGGCAGAUGAACAACAGACUGAAGCCGCUGACUCUGGCCUACGACGGAGACGCCGACAUGUAGAAGUCUUCCUGCCGACCACAGUGACCAACAGACAUUCGUCCUACUGCAGGACGCACAGGGCUGCUAUGGAAAGCCUUGAUGUCAGGGCUGCCGCUGGGCGUUGUUCAUCCUUCACCCUGGGAAGAUGAUUCUGACAGAAAGAGAAACCUCAAAGUUCAAGAACCAGAAUCCAUGUCCAUUAGCAAGCCUUGAUGUUGCCGUCCUCUUUUUUUCUAAUUUCCAUUUUGAUACUUUGUUUCACAAGAGCCUUCAUGAAUUUUUUAUCUUCUUCUGAAAGUUUGCCUUUGCUUCUCUGCCAUCCACUACUGCCGGUAACAUCCAAACCACGCUCAUCGGAGAGGGUCGCCCCAAAACAAAGAUUUUGCUCUGAAAGCACAAAUCUCCAUCUGUCCUUUUGUUGAUUUUGUCACAGCUGAGUGGAAUCAUCUCCCAUCAAACAUUCAGACGCGUCUGUGUUCCUGUGGCCUGGGUCCAUCUCGCAAGGAAAGCAAACUGGAGAACAAAAGUGUAGUGGUUCCCAGAGCCAUCAUCUCUUCUGCCUGCCUCUCCCUUCUCCGUUUUCAGGCAUCAUUUUGCACUAUAUUAGUGCUGCAUGAUAUCUACUUAUGUCUAGCUUCGCCAUAGGAAACUGCCUCUCUCAAUACAAGAUGGCGUACAGUCUUGUGCUAGAAAUGUAAAAAAGUAGACUUUUUUUGCAAACAGAACUCCCAUGUUUGUUAAUAUUUUUCUUCUAUUACCUCUUAUGUGUGAUACGAUGGGACUCAAUGUAAAUAGGAUUUUUUUGGUGGUCUCAAUUUGACCUUUCUAGUAUGUACAGCUACAUUACAAACUCUGCCUGACGAUUGUUUGACUGUGGCUUAAGAUCAUGAUCUUUUACUUUUGUAAAUUCUUGAUGAUUGACAUUUCUGUCAUCAACUCAGACUGCAGAAGACACAUAGAAACCCCUUCCACCAUAAAACCCAUGGUUUUCCAAACCAACUAGUUGAUACGAUCGAUCGCUGGACCACGUUUAAACCUGCCCACUCCUCCUGGCUACAGUCUCCUCCUGGCUGCAUCUCUCUGCCUCAAUCUAUUUCCACGUUCUCUCUGUCUUGUGUGUGUGUGUGUGUGUGUGUGUGUGUGUGUGUGUGUUUGUAGUUUAGACCUGAUAAUUGGGGAUGACAACACAUACUUUCUAAGGGUGUUUUUUUCCGCAUAUAGUCUUUUUUAAACAAACCAAACUGUCUUUUGAAAGUGGACCAAAGAGAGGACCAACAAAGAAGGGACUCAGUUCUUUUUGCAUUCAAAUUGUCCGUUCGUUCUCUUUCUGGUCCACUUUACUCCUCUGGAGCUCAGACCUCACUGUUGACGUCCUUUUUUCGUUUUGUUUUUGACUUUGACGUGCGGUUCUAAUGAAAUGAAUUCAUUAAGCCCAUCCACGGCUCUGUGGUGUAUUGGCCAAUGGAAAAUUCAUCUCUUUCAGUGAACACUUGAAUGCUUCGGGCUACCGCACAAUCGCUUCAGGGUGUCCCCUCUUUGUGCAAUCAAUGCAAUUGUAUCCGUGUUUUAUCAUCACUUACUUGGUAAAUAUUUGUCAAACACUGAAGACGACUCUCCUCUCUAUACUCCUCAGGACACGACCGCUCAGCUAAGCACACACACACACACACACACACACACACACACACACACACACACACACACACACACACA
This is a messenger RNA of Anarrhichthys ocellatus (wolf-eel), 7220 nucleotides long. It is a transcript of the gene thsd7aa, whose product is annotated as thrombospondin, type I, domain containing 7Aa. The record is from RefSeq and is a predicted model, not a curated record. Gene Ontology annotation, biological process: actin cytoskeleton organization. The transcript is spliced from 28 exons. Gene Ontology annotation, cellular component: plasma membrane. The coding region runs from base 294 to 5528 and encodes 1744 amino acids. Lineage: Eukaryota; Metazoa; Chordata; Actinopteri; Perciformes; Anarhichadidae.